AUGCCUUUAGUCUUUAGAACAGCAAUGCUGUCGGUUGGGCUUUCAUUAUCUCUGCUGGGAUGGGUUUUAUCUAUCAUUACAACUUAUCUGCCACACUGGAAGAACCUCAACCUGGAUUUAAAUGAAAUGGAAAACUGGACCAUGGGACUGUGGAAAACCUGCGUCAUCCAGGAAGAAGUGGGGAGACAAUGCAAGGACUUUGAUUCCUUCCUGGCUUUGCCGGCUGAACUCAGGAUCUCCCGGAUUUUAAUGUUUCUGUCAAAUGCGCUGGGGUUUUUGGGCCUGCUGGUCUCGGGGCUUGGCCUGGACUGUCUGAGAAUUGGAGAGAGACAGCAAGAUCUCAAGAGGCGACUGCUAAUCCUGGGAGGAAUUCUGCUGUGGACCUCAGGAGUCAUGGCCCUCAUUCCAGUCUCUUGGGUUGCCCACAUCACAGUCCAGGAGUUCUGGGAUGAGAACAUCCCAGAGAUUGUCCCCAGGUGGGAGUUUGGGGAAGCCCUCUUUCUUGGCUGGUUUGCUGGGUUUUCUCUUAUGCUAGGAGGGUGUCUGCUUCACUGUACAGCCUGCUUGGCCUCAGCUCCUAGAGCUUCGGGCCACUAUGCAGUGGCAGAAAUUCGACCCCAGUGUCCAUACAUGGAGAAUGGAACUGCAGAUCCUCAAGUGUAAGGGGCCAACAAGGCCAACAUCAUAUUCUGUGUCAGCUAGGAUGACGAAGAGAUCUUUGUUAUGUAACUAAAUUUGUGCUGCUUAUAUUUUUUCAUUCCAUAACUAUUUUUCUAUACUAGACUCUUGCUUCCCAACUCUAGAGAACAAUGAAAAAAAAAUUUAUGUCUAAAAGAAAACCUUAUGUCAAGUAUUAUAUAGGUAUGAGUGAGAAAAUAUCACCGAUCUGGUCAUUUAGAUCAACAUGUGGUAGUGGCUGUUUAGUAUCUUCAAUCUGGAGCCUUACUGCAGUAAUUUUAUAUGGCAAAGCUUUGUUGUUACUUGGUUGGUAGCUGGAAAUGAAUAAUCAGUUUCUGUUUUCUAAAGACAAUAACAAUCUGUGUUGUACAUUAAUAAAAGCACGUGAUAAGCCAAUCUCAGUGUCAUUUCCACACAACAACUCUGCUCUUCUUUGAACAGGAGAGGUUGUGUCUAAGAAACUCCUUAGUCUCCUCUUCAA
Molecule: messenger RNA, 1159 nt
Organism: Heterocephalus glaber (naked mole-rat)
Lineage: Eukaryota; Metazoa; Chordata; Mammalia; Rodentia; Bathyergidae
Gene: Cldn24
Product: claudin 24
Cellular component (GO): bicellular tight junction; membrane
Molecular function (GO): structural molecule activity
Source: RefSeq, a predicted model, not a curated record